Molecule: messenger RNA, 2101 nt
Organism: Amphimedon queenslandica
Lineage: Eukaryota; Metazoa; Porifera; Demospongiae; Haplosclerida; Niphatidae
Product: myotubularin-related protein 2-like
Exons: 22
Coding region: 49-2010 (653 amino acids)
Biological process (GO): phosphatidylinositol dephosphorylation
Cellular component (GO): membrane; cytoplasm
Molecular function (GO): phosphatidylinositol-3,5-bisphosphate 3-phosphatase activity; phosphatidylinositol-3-phosphate phosphatase activity
Source: RefSeq, a predicted model, not a curated record
AUGACGUCACUAUGGGGUUGGGUGGGCUUUAAUUAGAAUUGUUCCCCAAUGGCCGAGGGAUUGUCAAACAGAAUGAGUGCCCUCUCUGUCCAAUCAGAGGAGAGCAAUGAAAGCAGGAGUACUGCUCGAGGGACCUCUUCUUCUCCUAAACCUUCCCCCAAAGCCUCCCCAAUCCUCCUGAGGAAAGAUGAUGUUAGCAGUGUGGGGACCGGGAGCGAGGCUUCCCCUACCACAGCAAGGAGGAGAGAACUGGAUGUUCUUGUUGAGGCUCAGGCCCAUACUUCAUUACCUGGAGAUCCUCCAUUGCUACCAGGAGAACUGCUCAGUUACAUAGAGCAUAAGAUCACAUAUUUGGAUCAUUUCCUUGGAUCAAUUGAAGGGACAGUCUACAUUACCAGCUACAAGAUGUACUUCAAAUCUGAUCCCAAUCCUAAGAACACUGAAGAGUCUGUGGUAUUGAAUGUCCCCCUUGGUGUUAUCAGCCAUGUUGAGAAGAUCGGAAGAUCAAGACAGAAAGGAGAUAAUGUCAUAUAUGGACUUGAUGUUCACUGCAAGGAUAUGAGGACGUUAAGGUUUGCUUUUGCUCAUAAUCAAGAGUCUCACGGUAGAAGAGGAAUGUAUGACCGACUGCAGAUUGUAGCUUUUCCAUGUUCUUAUGGAAAGAAUGUUUAUGCGUUUCAUUUCCGUGGUGAUUACCCUGACGAUGGUUGGGAGGUGUAUGAUCCAGAGGCUGAACUGAAGAGAAUGGGUGUUGGUAAUGAUGGAGUUCCAUGGAGGAUUUGUCAUUUAAAUAAAAAUUAUGAGCUUUGUGAUACAUACACAUCAACGUUUUCCGUUCCUUUGAAUUGCAGUGAUGAGAUGGUACAAGGUGUGGCUCAGUUCAGGAGUAAAGGAAGAAUACCAGUCCUGUCUUGGCUCCACCCAGUGACCCAGGCCUCCAUCACCAGGUGCAGUCAGCCACUGGUGGGUACUAUGAACAGACGAAGUAAAGAAGACGAACAAUACAUGCAGGAGAUACUCAAAGCUAAUGAUAAGUCUAAUAAGUUAUACAUACUGGACGCCAGACCUAAGAUCAACGCCAUGACAAACGUGGCAAUGGGAGGCGGUUAUGAACAUGAGGAUUGCUAUGUUAACAUGGACUUUAGUUUUCUUGACAUCGGCAAUAUCCACGUUAUGAGGGAAAGUUUAAAGAAGCUGAGGGAGAUAUGUUAUCCUGAUGUUGAUGAUCAAAGAUGGUUCUCAAACCUGGAGUCCUCUCACUGGCUGGAUCACAUCAAAGCCAUAUUGUGUGGUGCAGUUAAAGUUGUUGAGUGUGUUGAGACUCACAAGUCUUCAGUGGUGGUACACUGCACUGAUGGGUGGGACAGAACUGCUCAGAUAACCUCAUUAUCAAUGCUAAUGAUGGACUCUUACUUUAGGACCAUUAAAGGGUUUGAGGUUUUGGUUGAAAAGGAAUGGCUAGGCUGUGGACACAAAUUUUCACAACGAACUGGUCAUGGUGAUAAGAACCACAGUGACGACCAGAGGUCACCGAUAUUCCUCCAGUUUAUCGAUUGCGUCUGGCAGCUAAUGGAACAGUUUCCAACUGCUUUUGAAUUCAACGAACACUUCCUUAUAACAAUACUGGACCACUUAUACAGCUGUCUCUUUGGUACUUUCCUCUUUAACUGUGAGAGACUAAGAGUUGAAGCAGGUGUGAAGGAUAAGACAGUGUCACUCUGGAGCUUUGUCAACAGUCAGAUUGAUGUCUAUAAGAAUCCUUUAUAUGCUGAACUAAUGAACAACAAAGUCCUGUUCCCACGUACCAGUAUAAGGAUAUUAAAGUUAUGGACUGGUUAUUAUAUGAGAUGGAAUCCUCGUAUGAAGCCACAGGAGAGUGAGUUUGAGCGAUCACGACAGCUGCAAAUAUUAAUAAAACUGCUGAAGGAAAAGUGUCAGGAGCUGACGGAACAGCAGCGGAACAUAACAGCAGCUGUUCUUAACAGUGAUGGCAGCACUCAGCCUUCUUAGCUAUUAACUCUUUUUGUAUUCAAUAUUAUAAUAAAUAAAUAUAAUAGUAUUAAUAUUAAUUAUUUCAAAUCUUGUCACUCAGUAAUAUUAU